AGCACAGAACACAGACUUGCCUCAUUCUCAAAGACCAGGCUCGAACUUAAAGAAAAAAAGAAGGGACCAGGAAGGCGACGGCAGACUUCAGCAGCAGAAAGAAGAGCUAAAGCGAGAGAACCCCAGCGGGAGCCGGAUCUGCUUGCAGCCCCCCCCCCCACCACGACAACAACAAAGAUGAUGAAGAUCUGGCCGAUCGGCUACAUGUUGCUGAUACAAAGCCUGGCGGUGGAGUCCCACGGCAGUGCGCCGCCGUUCUACGAGUGUCUCGAGCAAGACAAGCGGGCGGCCUGGUGCGGGAAAUGGGUGGGCACGGGCCAACAAACGUUCAAAUAUCAAGUCCAGAAAGCGGGCGUGCUUAGGAGCGACGGGCUGUACCAAUGCGAUCGGGUGACAGAUGUGACCGACUAUCUGUGCUGCACCUCGGCGCUCAACCCGAGUGGGUAUGAUCCGAAGCAAGACCCGCCGGUCAGCUUGGAUAUCGACCAUGCCCUGGUCUCGCAGACUUGUUCUCCCGGGAAAGUCCAUCGUCUUUGAACAGAAAUCUCCCCCCAACCGAGUCACAUAACCCAGAGACAUCAAUUUUUCGAUCCAACGAAAUAGGAAAAAACUCGGGCUUGUAACAUUCAACAACACUCAGCUGAAGUCUUGACCUUCUUCCAUUUGGUGAUCGUCGCACGUCUUUGCCAUUCAUCAUCAUCAUCCUCUUCUUCCUCUUCUUCUUCUUCAUCAUCGUAUUGUAGAUAUACAAAAGAUUGUUUUCUUUUUUUUUUCAGUUUCAGUUUCGAUUUCUUGCACAUUAAAAGACAAACGAUUGCAGACACU
This is a messenger RNA of Puccinia graminis f. sp. tritici CRL 75-36-700-3, 825 nucleotides long. RefSeq lists its product as uncharacterized. The transcript is spliced from 4 exons. The record is from RefSeq and is a predicted model, not a curated record. The annotation marks the transcript as partial. Lineage: Eukaryota; Fungi; Basidiomycota; Pucciniomycetes; Pucciniales; Pucciniaceae.